Messenger RNA from Drosophila elegans, 243 nucleotides. RefSeq lists its product as uncharacterized. Lineage: Eukaryota; Metazoa; Arthropoda; Insecta; Diptera; Drosophilidae. The transcript has a single exon. The record is from RefSeq and is a predicted model, not a curated record.
AUGCAAUCCCCCAAUCGAACCCGGGAGGACUCCAGCUUUAGAUCCAGCUCCAUUCGGAACAAACACGAAACGCCGCCAGAAAAGUUCAAGUCGGCCGGCUAAAGAAAUUUACAAGUGUUAAAUGUCGAACGCUUUUUGGCAGUAAGGGGAAAUGCGUGCUGGCCGGCAUUCGACACGAAGGCAACGCGGAAACGGUGGACAAAUGAACCCCAGGUUGCUCAAUGCACUUGGAGAAAAUUAUAG